GGAGAAUCACCCCACAUGAUGGAUGUGCAUCCUGCACAUGUGAACAAUGACAUCCUAUGCUAUGACAAGUUCGACCAAUUCCUGGUUAACACUGUAGUGGGCAGCAGUGAAGCAUAGUGGAUGUCCAAAGGAACAGCAAUUGUUGCAAGUUGGUACACAGAUUAUUCCAGUUGACAGUAAGAAGGAUCACCAAUUGAGAAGAUCAUGUCUACAUAGAAUGUAAGUGCAAGGCUGUUGUUCCAGACAAAAGAGCAGUCUAAGCACUGAGACUGGUGGAGAAGAAGUGAGCAAUAAUAACUGCAGUUAUAAGGACUGCAAAGAACUGUGGCCUGAGGAAGGCCAGACACAUUGAGAAAUUGGAGCUUUGAUUGGGGAGACAGUGAUUACAAUGGCUUCAGUGACCAUCCAAAUGUCAUGCGCCAAGUUCACGCUACAGUUCAAGGCACACGUCCUGACUGUUGAGAAGCUAGAGCAUGUAAUGAAUUGGCUGGAGGAUCAUGGAGUUUUGGAUGAAGGUAUGACAACCUGCUUCCAGGUUGCCAUUAAAGAAUUCCACAAAGAGCCCUCAUGGGUGAAGAAAAAUGCUCUCAUCACCCUGAAGGGGGAUGACGGAACAAGACUUUGGUUUUCUGCAGGGGAAAAAGAAUGGAAGAUCAAUGUUUUUGCUGGUGACUUCCAAUAUCAGGUGACUCACCCAUUAAAGCAGAUGGAACUGGCCAGAUUACACUCCCAGCAGCAAAAACUGAUCCACACAAAUUUAGAAAAUGUAGAGGGCAGGAAGAAGGUCCAGUUCCAGACACACAAUCUGACUAUUGAGAACCUACAGAGGAUAAUGAAUGAGUUGGAGAGUCAUGGAUAUUUGGAUGAAGGUAUGAAAAACUGCUUUCAUGUGGUCCUGUGGAAAUUCCCCAAAGAGCCCUCAUGGGUGAAGGAAAAUGCUCCUCAUGAUCCUUAAGGGGGAUGGUGGGGCAGAACACCGGUUUACUGCAGGGCAAGAAGAAUGGAAGAUCAAUGUUUUUGCUCAUGACUAUCAAUAUCAUGUCAUACACCCAUCACCUGUGAUGUAUGUGGCGAGAUCGGUCUACCAGGAGCAACAACUGAGCACUGCAGAUUUAGAAAGGGUGAAGGAUAGGAAGCACCUACUGUUUCAGACACAUGAUCUGAUUACUGAGAACCUGGAGAGGGUAAAGAACGAGUUGGAGAGUCAUGGAUUUUUGUAUGGAAGUAUGAGAACCUGCUUCCAGGUUGUCACAAAGGAAUUCUGCAAAGAGCCCUCAUGGGUGAAGAAAAAUGCCCUCAUAACCCUCAAGGGAGAUGACAGGACAAAGCUCCAGUUUGCUGCAGGGGGGAAAGAAUGGAAGAUCAAUGUUUUUGCUGGUGACUUCCAAUAUCGGGUCACAUCCCCAUCACCAGAGCUGUACCUGGCCAGAUUACGUUCCCAGCAGCAACUACAGAUUAAUGCAAAUUUGGAAGACAUGGAGCAGAGGGAGAGACUAUGCAAUCUGACUAUUGAGAACCUACAGAGGACAAUGAAUGAGUUGGAGAGCCAUGGAUAUUCAGAUGAAGAUAUGAGAACUUGCUUCCAGGUGGUCCUGAAGGAAUUCCCCAAAGAGCCUUCAUGGGUGAAGGAAAAUGCCCUCAUGACCCUCAAGGGAGAUGGGGCAGAGUUUCAGUUUGCUGCAGGGAAAGAAGACUGGAAGAUCAAUGUUUCUGCUGGUGACUAUCAGUAUUGGGUCAUACCCCCAUCACCAGAGAUGCGUGUGGCUAGAUUAUGUUCCAUGCAGCAACUACUGAUCCCUAGACAUUUAAAAAGCAUGCAGGAUAGUCUGGAGUCAGGGAAGGUGAUGGCUUCACCUGUGAGGGGCUGUUUCACAUUGGCUAUUCAGGACUUCUCCAAGGAACCUCUUUCCACAAAGGAGAAUGCAUUAGAUGAUGAAGAAAACCCAGAAUUUGUAUUCUCCAGGAAUGGAGAUUGUAGCAUCAGUGUUACUGGUGGUAAUGGGAUGGAGAUUGCAACAUCAGUGUUACUGGUGGUAAUGGGGAUUCCAAAUCCCAGUUAAUGAAGAUAACUUCAGAUGGAUGUCUGGAGAGGAUAAAGUGCAUUCCAGUGUCACUGAGUGUUAACAAGCUGAAGAUCCUGCAGGACCAAUUGGCUGAAUGUAACCUUCAGGAUGAAGAGCAAGAUUUGUGUUUCAGCCACUCCAUGGAUCAACUGUCCAGGUUCCCAAUGUUCCUCAGUAAGAAACUCCAGAUGUGCAUCACAUGAGACGAGUCAGGCCUGAAGCUCACCUCACAAAAUGCAGAAUGUGGGAUCACUGUGCAGACAAGUGACGGGUCAGAGUAAGCACCUAGAAACAGUUCUGGGAGCAGCAGCAGCAGCAGCCAUACAAACUCACAGUUGGCAACUUGAAGGAAAUGUGGAAAGAACUCAGGACUCUGCAGGGAACACCUCUGCUCGUCCUAGAGAGCUUCAACAUGACAAUAAAUGAUUCCUAAGGAGCCAGGAUGCUUGAAGAAAAAUGCCCAUCUUGUCAUUGUGACAGAGAGGAAAUAGUGUUCACAUCUGGCCAAGGGGGAGAACAAAAUUGACAUUUGCUCUAUUACUGAUAAGAUCCAUUACAAUGUAGGAUCUACCAUCAAAGUUAACAUAGCCAGGGCAUUAUUGAAAUGUCUUCGUGGGUUUUGUGUGCGUAAGGCCUGUGCACUGGAAUAACUUGGCACAAAGGGAUAGAAUCCGAUAUGACAUACAAAUGGUCAGGAUCAAGUUGAGGAACUUUAAAAAAGGUUGGAUAAUCCUACCAUGUUGGAUUUUCAGUCAGAAUUUCCACAUGGAUCAUUGGGAAACUUUUUUUUUAACCGUCCUAAAUGGCUGAUCAGAAAGCUCUGGUCAUAUUACAUGCCGAUAGCAUUGUGUCUGGACACUGAAGUAAAUUAAUGAAUUUAAAAUUCAUUAAAUUACAGUGUUGUACCUAACAUCACAGCGAGCGUAGCCAGGGUAUUUUAAAGAACCCAUUCUACCCCCUGCCCCGCUCUGUUUAUAUCCAGUAUUCAGUAGAGGUCUCCUUAUUUUGCCCCAAGGUCCUUUUAAACCAGCAGGUUUUUGCUCAAGAGCAACACUUAGCAGUGUGUGCAUACAGGCCAUGGCUGACAGUCAGACCAAUGAAGCACUUAUGCUCCAAAGCCAUGCACGGGCAAGAAAAUCACGGACCUGCACAACAACCUCAGGUUGUGAUUUGCACAGAAGGUCCUCACUAUGUAAACAGAUGGAGAAAGGUGUUGCCCAGAUGGAGGGUGUUGCCCGGCAAGAGACACACCACAGCUUGUGCAUCUUCCUAAACAAGUGCAAACAUGUUUGCAUUAAUGUGACUUAGUGCAUUUAGCUAGCACAGCAUCCCUCUAAUUUCACAGCACAUUUCCACAAGCUCUUCAUUAGUCUGGAUGUCAGCCACCAUGAGACUGGCCUAGUUCACACAGUCAUUUGAAUCUAGGCUUAAAGCCAGUAACCAACAUUAGUUGAUCGUGUGAAACCACACCAAGACAGGAAUCCCAGAUUCAUCUUGAGACACAAACCGGCAUUGGUAAUCCUGGCAUGGGUUCACACUAUUACGCUAUGGUUGGUUACUGGAUUUAAACCUAGACUCAAACAAUUGUGUGAACCAGGCCAUAAUGUAGUCAAUUAGAGUGGUUACAUGAUGAUGAGUGAAGGCAAUGGUUCAAAGAAUGAAUAUGCUGAUAUCACUAUACUGGAUAAUCAACGAAUUUGGCUAUAUGAUGACACAGAAGACAAAAUCAAUUGAGCGAGCAAGAGAAAAAAAGAGGACAAUUUAAAUAGGUGAAACAUUUUUAUCCGGCAGUGCCAAAAAUGUGGUUUGAUUUUUAGCCAUUUCCAAAAUAAAAUUAAAAUUAAAAUUAAAUUCCAAUUAAAAUUGAUUUAAAUUGCCUAGCAGGUUCCAAAUCACAAGGCACAAUCACUUCAUAUAGAUAUAACAGACGGAUUUGUUUGAUGCAGAGCCAGCGUGGUGUAGUGGUUAGAGUGCUGGACUAGGACCGGGGACACCCGAGUUCAAAUCCCCAUUCAGCCAUGAAACUAGCUGGGUGACCCUGGACCAGUCAUUUCUCUCUCAGCUUAACCUACUUCACAGGGUUGUUGUGAAAGAGAAACUCAAGUAUGUAGUACACCGCUCUGGGCUCCUUGGAGGAAGAGCGGGAUAUAAAUGUAAAAAUAAAACAAUAAUAAUAAUAAUAAUAAUAAUAAUCCCCACACCCAGACAGAAUAUUAGGACAUGUCGCAGUUUUCUCAAGGGAAUUUUAGCAGUGUGCUUUGCAGCUGGGUGAAUGAUCAGCCCACACAGUUCAAGACACGACAAGCAGAAGCUGAGAGAGAGAGGCAGUCAUGGAAGGGAGGGAAAGGAGAUUGGGAGAUACAGCUGCUGCUUGUUCUCUGCCCACUCCCAGCUCAUCAGUACUGGCCACCACUGAUCAAAGUAUAUGCCAUUACAUUAUCAAGUGUCAUUGAGUUCCACAGAUCAUUUGCCAGAACUGUUUGCUGAUAUGCUAUUAAUGUAUCACUUUUGAGGUCUGAAUAAAAAUAAAUGCUUCACUUUUCCCUCUUAAAUGCUUGGGAGGAUUCAAAGACUUGAUCCAGUUCUCUGCAGUUCCUCCAGCUGCUAUUACCAGUUUUGACUGAGGUGUGAGGAAAUCGUGUCAAUGUGUACAGCUUUUCAGAACUGCAAAUGUCUGUCUACUGAAUCCAGGGACUCUUACCUGCAAGAAUUCAUCUGCUGGCUGCUUCAGUUUCUCCUCCAUCUCCUUGAUGAGGCUGUCUACUGAGGAAAUUUCCUCAGAGAGUUUGGCAAUAUGCUUAUUCCCAUUGCCUUUAACCUUGUCAUCCAGAUCUUUCAGCUUAACCAGCAGGAGGCACUCUUGUUCUUCCAGAAACUGGUGCAGUUGCUUAAACUCAGCCACAAUUUUCUGCCUCUCGGUUUCAGUCUGUUUCUGUAGCCAGAAAGCAGAAGCAGAGAGAAGGGUCAGCCUUACUUUUUUUUCUUUUUAAAGGGUUAAAGGUGAGCAUGAUAAUGCUUGAGCAGUACAGUGAACCAACAACUUCUUAGAAAAUCACAUAGGGCAAGAGUUCAAGUACAUUCCGCAGAGCAUUCCCUACUGUGAUGUGUGUGUGUGAGAGAGAGAGAGAGAGACUCUCAGGAACAAGAUACUGAGCUUCAGUGCUGGGAAAAUUUAAUUUCCCCAUAAUCAAAUUGUUAAGCUGUAAAAAACACACCACAACCCUACUUGGAUCAAGCGUGAACUUCCAGAUGACUCUUCCUUUUCUUCUUUGAGACACAAAUGCUCUGGAUGACCCAUCCAUCCUCUGAAAAAGGGGACAGCAUCACAGCUGUCUGCCUUCUGAAGCCCAACCUACAUGCAUAUAUGUGUAAUGGUGACUGGAUUUUUUUAAAUUGUUAAAUUUGUAUACUGCCCUUCAUUAAAACAAUCCCAAGGUGGUUCACAUAAAAAUUAAAAACAAGAUUAUAAAAAUGACACAAUUAAAAUGUUAAGCCAAAAAUAUAAAAACAAAUCUGACUAAAAAGAUUUAAAAUACAGGCAUAAGAACUGUACAAAAUACAAAGCAGCAGCAGUAGAGACAAUCAUCUAAAAGCCUAGGUAAAAAGCCAAGAUUCAACACACUUUCUAAAAACUGUGAUGGAUACCGAGUACCGAAUAGCCACCAAGAGAGCAUUCUAGGGCCUGGAGGCAGCAACAGAGAAGGCCCUGUUCUGCAUGCACGACAACUGAGCCUCCAUCAUUGUCAGCACCCGGAGCAGAGCCCCCUCAGAUGACCUUGUCAAGCGGGCAGCAUCCCUUGGGAGCAGGUGAUCCCGCAGGUAUCCCAGGCCCAAACCGUUAAGAGCUUUAAAGGUCAAACCCAGCAACUUGAAUUUGACCCAGAAACAAACUGGUAACCCAUGCAGCUCUUUCAAAAUGGGUGUGAUGUGGUCCCAGCAGGCAGCUCCAGAUAAAAUCCUAGCUGCCUCAUUUUGCACUAGCUGCAGUUUCAGAAUAUUCUUCAAGGGCAGCCCCAUGUAGAGAGUGUUACGGUAAUCCAGCCAUGACGUGACUAAGGCAUGGGUAACUGUGGCCAGAUUUGCCUUCUCUUGAAAGGGACUCAGCUGACGCACUAGCCGAAGCCGUGCAAAGGCACUCCUGGCCACCGCCUCCACCUGAGCUUCCAAAAGCAGAGCCGGGUCCAGUAAUAGUCCCAAGCUGCGUACUUGCUCCUUCAAGGGGAGUGCAACCCCAUUCAGAACCGGUAAAAUCUCAUCCCAAUUGGCUGUCCUACUAACCAACAUUACAUCCUUCUUGUCCGGAUUCAGUCUCAGUUUAUUAGCCCACAUCCAUCUCAUCACGGCAAUACAGGACAUCCACUGCCUCCCUAGGAUCAGGUGUCAAAGAGAGAUAGAACUGAGUAUCAUCUGCAUAUUGCUGACAACUCUGUUCAAGUCCCCGGAUAACAUCUCCCAGAGGUUUCAUGUAGAUAUUAAACAGCAUGGGGGACAAAACCAAACCCUGCGGGACCCCACAGGCCAAUGGCCACAGAGCCGAGCAGUAGUUCCCCAGCACUACCCUCUGGACCCUCCCCCCAAGAAAGGACUGGAGCCAUUCCAUAGUAGUACCUCCAAUUCCCAAACUCGAGAGGCAGUCCAGAAGGAUACCAUGGUCGAUGGUAUCGAACGCCGCCGAGAGGUCCAGCAGAACCAACAGGGACUCACUCCCCGUGUCUAGUUCCAGGUGUAGGUCACCCACUAGAGUGACCAAGGCAGUUUCAGUCCCAUGUUCAGGGCAGAAGACAGAUUGAAAAGGGUCUAGAUAAUCCAUAUCAUCCAAGACUCUCUGCAGCUGGGACGACACCACACGCUCUAUUACCUUGCCCCCAAAGGGAAAGUUAGAAGUCUAUAUUUGUCCAAGUUGGAGGGAUCAAGGGAGGGCUUUUUUAAUAAUGCUCUUACCACCGCCUCCUUGAGGAAUGGUGGCAUCCUGCCCUCCCUUAAUGAAGCAUUAAUAAUCACCUCCAACUAUCUGCCUGUACCCUCCCUGGCAGCUUUUAUUAGCCAUGAAGGGCAAGGGUCAAGAGCACACGAUGUCACCUGCACACUGCCCAGGAUCUUGUUCACAUCCUCAGGCUGCACCAACUGAAAAGAAUCCAACACAAUAGGACCAGAUGGUACCAGAGGCACGUCUACUGGAACUUGCAAAACUCUGGAAUCCAAAUCAGCAUGGAUGCAAGCUACUUUAUCUGCAAAAUGACAUGCAAACUGAUCACAACGGGCUGUAGAUUAUUCCUCCCCCAUUACCGGUGUGUGUGUGUGUGUGUGUGUGUGUGUGUGUGUGUGUGUGUGUAGCAAUGUCUUUGCUACACAGAACAGCUCUGCUGGUCUGCACUGAGCAGAUGCAAUGGAGACGGAGAAAAAUCGUUUCUUUGCCGCCCCCACUGCCACAGAGUAAUCCCUAAAAUGGGCUCUAGCCCGUGUUCAGUCAGAUUUGUCACAACUCUUCCUCCAGCGUCGUUCCAGAUGUCACCUGAGUUGUUUCACUGGCCUAAGCUCCAAGGAAAACCAAGGAGCAGAAGCCAGCAAGCCAGAAAACCAAGGAGCUCCAAGCCAGCAAGAGCAUUUUGGAGCAACCGUGUCAACAGCCUGUCUCUCCAUUGCAGAGAUUCACCAGGGCCUCAUCAGAGUUGCCAACUCUGGACACUGGAAACUUUCUGAGGGCCAUCUGGAAACCAAGCGGAUCCAUAAGCCUCUGGGGGUGGACAAUUCGAAUCGGUCCACCACCCCUGCAGAGGGCAGACGGAGCAGUCAAACUAAACCCCACCAGAUGAUCUGCACAUGACAAGGGAGUUAUCUCAAACUCUCCCACCUCCAGAUAAUUUAUUCCCUGGUAGGGAAAAACCAGAUCCAAAGUAUGUCCUGCCAUGUGGGUAAGGCCCGAUACCAGCUGAGAUAGGCCCAUGGUUGCCAUGGAGGCCAUGAAAUCCUGAGCUGCACCUACUAGGGGGACCUCAACAUGGACACUGAAAUCACCCAAGACAAUAAGUUUGGAGGAACCCAAGGCCACCUCUGAGACCACCCCCGCCAGCUCAGGUAGGGAGACUGAAGUGCAGCAGGGUGGUGGGUACACCAGCAGAAUCCCCAGCCUUUCUCAGAGGCCCACCCAUCUGAUAUGUAAUAGAUGGCGAUUACAUAUCAUUCGAUGCUCAAAAGCCAUUGCUGGUGGAGUGAGUGGAAGCUGAGACAUGGUAAUUAGUUCUUCCACCACUUGCUUGUUUUCUGCACCUGAACACCCCAUCCAGGGGCAGUGAAGGUGAUGAGUCCCAAGGGUUAGCGCUUAUGUCUAACUCGGAUCUGGCCAGACUCCUUCAGCCAUGUGCAGGAAUUGCCAUGUGAGUUGUAUGCAGAAAGAUAAGAAAAUGAGUUUUGCAGGGUGACUAUAAUCUUACCUCAAUAUGCAACUCAUUCCUCGGUUCCUUUGUCCACCCUUACCUAAAAAGGCCAACUGGAAAACAUACAAAGCUGGCUUAUGGUAAGUCAGACCAUUGGCUAUCAAGCCCAAUAUUGUCUACUCCAGAGGUUGUCGAACUGGGGGCCCCAAUUGUUGUCCACCAUGGCAAGAGAAUAAUGGGAGUCAUAGUCCCAACAACUUCUGGAGAACCCCUGGUCUAUUCUACCUGUCAGUGGCUCUCCAAGGUUUCAAGCAGAGAUCUUCCCCUGCAUCUGCCUAGUGCCUUUAACUAGAGGUGCCAGGGAUGAAACCUGUGAUCAACAAUGACUUAUGGCCUACCUGUAACCACAGAGGCAACACACAAACUAGAUUUGAAAAAUAUACUCACCAGCAGGAUUUGGUUUUGAGUCUCUGCACUUAAUUUAGAAGAUAUAAUUGUUUCUCUCUCCUUGUUCAGAAAUUUCAAAUGGUUCUGAAUUUUAGCCUGCAAAAAUGACAUUUUAUUUAAAUUUUGGCUUUAGAGAUGUGCUUAAAGUGUGAAGGCAGUGUGCAGACUACUCAAGGCUACAACAGAAGGCAUCUAUGAUUUUUUUUUUUUUUUGCAUGGGACAGAAGGCAGGCGUAUUUCCAUUUUUCAUGGCCCAAUGCCCUAAAACCUCCACCCUCAAUAACGCCACAAUGCACAGUCCUCCUUUCCUUUCCGACUGCAGCUUAUGGAAGAUUUUGAUCAAGAUAUACAGAAGAUUGUGCAGUACCCACAUUUAUUUAUUUAUUCAUUCGAUUUUUAGACCGCCCUUACAAAAUAGCUCAGGGCGGUUCACAAACAUCAUAAAACAGUUAAAAUCAAUCAAUGAUCAAGAAUAAAAAUUUAAAAUACAAUAAAACAGCUGAAAAAUAAAACAACCCCAAACCCUAUAAAACCCAAUACAUUGAAAACCCUUUAAAACAAUUUAAAAACUCUGGAAGGCCAGGCCGAACAGGUAGGUCUUUAGGGCUCUCCUAAAUGCCAAUAAAGAAUUCAAAUUACGGAUUUCUGCAGGGAGCGCAUUCCACAUUCUAGUGAACGCAUUUAGGGGUUUGUUUUUUCUCCAGACACAUCCAGAGAGAUUAAGAAGCCUAUACAUAUGUUUUACUUUGAAUAUUGUUAAAAGACUUAACUUUGGAUGCUGGAUUCUGACAGACUUCCAUCGGCACAAAAAGGGAUUUUUGUCAAAAUGUGUUCAGUAAUCCUAUUUGUGACUACUAUUUGGAGCACUGUGACAUUCAAAAUUUUCAAGAAUUUGAACUUUUAAGAUGCAGCUCUGUGAGAACUAUAGCCACUAUUUGAUGAGCAAAAUCCCACUGAAUCUAGAUAGCCCACCAAAAAGGAAUCAAAGUUAUUCCCUAUCCAUUGUAGUUUCCUACCUUAUACUCUGUGGAAGCCUCCUCUUUCGGAAUCACCUUGUGUUGCCUGUGCUCUCUGGAUUUGUCACACACCACACAGAUGAGGACUUGAUUGUCUUUACAGAAGAGUUUCAAGGGUUCCUGGUGCCUCUCACAAAUUUUUCCCAAUGCAUCUGCCCCUUUGGCCAUCUGAAGGCUGAACUUCUUGACUAGUUCUACAAUACUUGCCAGUUGCCGGAUCGGCCUGAUGUUCCUUUGCUGGCAAGGUAGUCGGCACUGAGGGCACGAAGCAUCUCUGGGAGACUUCUCCCAGACCUGGGUGAUGCAGACUCGGCAGAAAAUGUGCCCACAUUCUACACUCACUGGAUCUUUGAAAUACUCCAGACAGAUGGGACAUGUAGUUUCAUCAUAGAGAAUCUGGACUGGACUUUCAUCUGCCAUUGUGUGUACCUGAAGAGUAAUAAAAAAACCUUGAAAGUUUCUAUUUGAA
Hemicordylus capensis (graceful crag lizard) is the source of this 10369-nucleotide messenger RNA. RefSeq lists its product as uncharacterized. The transcript is spliced from 3 exons. Bases 936 to 2060 code for a protein of 374 amino acids. The record is from RefSeq and is a predicted model, not a curated record. NCBI's taxonomy places the organism in Eukaryota, Metazoa, Chordata, Lepidosauria, Squamata, Cordylidae.